Ambispora gerdemannii is the source of this 405-nucleotide messenger RNA. The record is from the annotation of a GenBank genome assembly. Lineage: Eukaryota; Fungi; Glomeromycota; Glomeromycetes; Archaeosporales; Ambisporaceae.
AUGAGAAACCAAAUCAAAACUUCAAAACCCGUCAAAGUGGAACCACACUACUGCUCCUUCCACACAAAACCAAAACGGUCAACAGUGCAAAUACUAAAGAUUGCGAGAUUCUUUUCGUCGAUUUCACUGAGUCAAAAAAAUAAAGUACGUGCGAGAGGUGUUGGACCACAACCGCAGAAAAAAUUUAUAAUACCGACGAUUAUUGUCACGUGUAGUGAUGACGACGACAGUGACACAAACAAUACUGACACGCUGAAAAAUGGGCCUGCAGAGAAGUCAGGAAAAAUCGUCUUCACAGGGGAUGAAGGAAUAUUUGGGAAUAAAUUUAUGGCUAUUGAUAAACCUCCAUCUUAUGAUGAGACUAUGUUGAAUAAUUAUAAUUCGCGAGUUAUAAUUCGCGAGUAA